This is a messenger RNA of Serpula lacrymans var. lacrymans S7.9, 527 nucleotides long. RefSeq lists its product as uncharacterized. The record is from RefSeq and is a predicted model, not a curated record. The coding region runs from base 91 to 342 and encodes 83 amino acids. The transcript has a single exon. NCBI's taxonomy places the organism in Eukaryota, Fungi, Basidiomycota, Agaricomycetes, Boletales, Serpulaceae.
CGUACGAUGGCUGAGAGGACACUCUCAAACCCAACUUGCAACUUGAAGGUCCUGUGUAUGGCUUGAUGGUGAGUCACUCGAGAUAAUUCAAUGUCUGGGUGCAGUCAAAAGGAGAAGGAACAUAAUUCCAGGUGGCUUUUCACCCAAACUAGGGGAAGGCAGGCUUCGAAAAAAGCCAGGAUAGUAAUCUCUGCUGGGAUCCUUGAUUUCCGGUUCAUAACGAGGCAAGAAACAUCAGAAAAUAGGCACAGAAAGCACAGAACAAUGCUUGUCCACAAUUUCGUUCACAACCAUGAAGCCACCUCUGUGAAACGGUGGUCAGCCGGCCCAUCGGCAACAUAACAACAAUGGUGACAUAAACGCGACCGUUUUAGGCGGUUUAUAGGUUCAAUCCAAGUAUUCUACAGCAAAACUUCUCCCCUUCAUCACGUAGGCCGCAAUAUUUGCCUAGCCUUUAAUCACUCAUCGUGCAUUUACCCUCAGACAACUCUACCAUGCCUACCUUUCCGUAUCCUUUUGAUCCCAAG